Molecule: messenger RNA, 270 nt
Organism: Cordyceps militaris CM01
Lineage: Eukaryota; Fungi; Ascomycota; Sordariomycetes; Hypocreales; Cordycipitaceae
Exons: 2
Coding region: 1-270 (89 amino acids)
Source: RefSeq, a predicted model, not a curated record
AUGGCCUCCAGCGCCAACGACUCGGUCGUCACCGACUGCGGUUGCACAGUCCAAUGCGGCCAACCCGCCUCUAGUGUCGGGGCUCAGGACCUGCUCCGGGAAGCGCGACUCGGUCUCAUGAUGGCAUCAGUUGAUGCUCGUGUCGUUGCCCUCCAGGCGAGGCAAUCGUACAUUGGAGCCAGCCAGUUCCUACGAAACACGGCCAGGGAGGAACCGGAGCCUGCCAAUGAAUCGGAUUACCUCGAACGCGACCAGAACGAACGCCGAUGA